GAAUAAUUUUUUCGCUUUUACCAAAAUGACGCAAAUUUGCAAUGAAUGAAAAAUUGACCAUUUUAAUACGCGGUAUUCUAUUUUUUAACUGUAUACAGUAAAUUUACUGACAAUCUCGCGAUUGUAAUGUAAAAUGAACAGCCCUGGUCGCUUGAUACCUGAAGUUGAAUACUAUCACGGAUCCCGCUACAAGCUAGAAAACCGACUGCUCUCGCCUGACGAUGUGCGGGAACUUGGAAACGCUCUCGCCACCAACUCUGUCCGAGCACUUUCACUACAAGGAGUUCAAUUAGACGACCAAAGUUUCCGUCGAAUUUCCUCUUCAAUCGGGGUGUGCAGAUCUCUUUGCAAUUUGAACUUGAGUGACAAUGUUGUGACAUCAGCGCCGAGAGUCGAGGCACUUUGCGAGUGUCUGAACAUCAACAGAGGACUGACCGCUUUGUUUCUUCAAGGAAACCCUUUAGAAUCUCAGCAUGUAGCUCUCAUUUCAAAAGCUGUCAAACUGCACCCGACAAUUAGGACCCUGGAUUUGACAAACUGUUCACUUAACGACACGUCGCUUAGAUGUUUGACCAGUUUGCUUCCAUCAGAGAAAGGUCGAGACGCUCUGGAAGACUUGAGCAUCGGAAGCAAUCCUGAAGUUACGUCGAUUGGGUGGCAACACUUUUCGAUGGCCGUCGCGGACAACAGCUGUCUGCGGAGCUUACAGUUAUAUUUCAACAACAUCGGCGACCACGCAGCAUGUCUUUUGAUGGUGGCCAUUUCAGCCUCCAAAAGCAUAGUCAAUUUGGACCUUGAGAACACCAACAUCGGAGAUCGGACUGCGGAGACACUUUUGCAGCUGAUCACUGAUUUUCCAAACCAUCUUCGAGAUGUAAACUUGGCAGGAAAUAACAUCUCACGUGAUCUGCUGAUGAAAAUUAAGAACAGAAUGUCGAUCCAUCACGCGUUUCAAGGUGGUUCUCAGCCAGCAUUCAAUAACAAUUCUAGCGCCUCAACCAACUCCGAAGGUCCUUCGGCCCCCUACUACAUCCCAAGUCACGGGGUCACAAAUAGACCUCAAACUGUUCCGGAGUUAGACGAAGAAGAUUCGGAUGAGUUUGAAACCCCAAGAGAAAACGCCGACACUGCUCGUGCUCGGGACCUUUUGAGAAACCAGUUGCAACAGCGUAGAGAGGAUUCAAUGGAGCCAACUCUCCAGGAACUUGACAACAACAGGUCCAACUCUGUUCUAAGUUCAGACUCCAACGUUCCCGAGAAACCUCUAAGUCCACCCUUGACUUCACGCAGAAUCGGAACUUCGAUUCCCGGGUCUCGUAGAUCGAACCCACCGGUGGGACCAAAAUCCCCACAACUCCAAAUGGCAGACUCAGAGCGCAAAAAGUCACCAAAAAGUCUAGGCGCCACCCCCGAUCCAGAGCAAGAGGAUGUUUUUGCCGGAAUUCCAGACUCUCUUUUCAGAAAUAACGAAAGUCCGUUUUCUGAUGUUAUAAUUUCGGAUGGAGUGGCAAUGUUGGAGAAAGCUCACACAAUGCCGAAGUCGCCCGAUAUACCCGGACCAAACCCAGUCAAGAAUCCUGAAAACGUGCCUGGGACUUCAAGUGUAACAGAGGGAUCCCGAUCUAAUCUUGGAUCUGCAAAAAUCACAGAAAUCACGCGAGAUGAGUCGCCAUUGGAAAAAUCGGAAUCGAAAGACAGUGAAAACUUUCCAAGCAAAGUUUCUGUUGGAGAAGGAAAGGAAGAAGAUGGUGAUCUGUUGCUGAGAUCCAAUAGCACUACUAGAACAUACACCAAAAGCCCAGCCGCUGCAGUUGACCAGGAACAAUCAAAAAUUUCUUCAAGCAAGCCACAAUCUCCCACUAAUAGCACGUCAUCGAAAAAGCCGAGCUCGCAAGGCAGCCAAAAAAAGUCACCGUCGUUGCGCGCCGAGACAAUUCCAAGAAAAGACCCUCUUAUGCCUCCAGAUUCAUCACGUCUCCACGUAUCAAAAAGUUUAUCAUUCGAAAAAUCGUUAAAAAACAAAAACGCAAAAACAGGGUUGCAGAAAUCGUCAACCGAAGUUUCAAUAAAAAGAACUGCGAUUCCGAAAACAACGGAGUCAUUUCAGAAAGAGUCAGUAACCGCACAGAAAGAAAAAUCGCUUACAAAUGAUUCGUUGAAACGCGAAGCAUCAGAACUUUCAAACGCGUACCCCACCAUGAAUUUUGGCGUAAAAACAAGUGAUUCAAAUGCCAGUUCAAAAGAACCAUCUCAGGAGAAUAUUGAUUUUAAUGGAAACGAUUCGGUUGUGAUGGCUACCGGGAGUACCAAUUUUGGGGUCAAUUCUAAAAUGAAAGAUCCACGUCUGAACCAGCUGAAAAUGGGAAGUCGCAACAACUCGGCCUCUUCAACAAUUGCCAGCUCCUAUGCUGGAAUCCAAGGUGGGGCUGAAAACAGGGGAGCGGCCGGAGGCAGUGGGAACUUUGGAGUUUUGCCGAUUCAGGAAGUGGAUCUGAGCGACAAAAACCUAGGAGAUGUGUUACGUAAUAGCCAAGUUCCCGUUUCAAAUAGGAUGGUGGACCAUGGCUUGAACGGGGAGCUGGUGAAGACGCAGCGAGAUUUGUCAGAAGAGAGCAUCCCCAAAAGUCUGAAGAGCCUACUAAGCAGAAACAACACAGACGAACGAUCUGCAAGUGACAUAAACACAACUGAAGAGUUCGAUGAAAACCCAGGAAACUAUUUAUAUGCCAGUAGAGCCAAAUAAUUUCAACUCAAGAUAACGUUUUUUUUUUAAAAAACUAUUUCUCUGCUCUAUCUUAUGAUUUUCAAAUGAAGGCGUCCUCUAUUCGAGGGUGUAUUUUUUUAAAUAUUGAUAAGAAAAUACCUUUUUGAAUCAAGAGGAAGUAUGUUAGGUAGUUAAACGUUUCGCUAGAAAAACUUAUUUGCCGCUAUCACUUUUAAAGUAACUUAAGAUUGUUCUUACCUGUUUAACAUACAAAUCAAUGAAAUUUCACUUGUCAA
This is a messenger RNA of Symsagittifera roscoffensis, 3000 nucleotides long. RefSeq lists its product as uncharacterized. The transcript has a single exon. NCBI's taxonomy places the organism in Eukaryota, Metazoa, Xenacoelomorpha, Acoela, Convolutidae. The coding region runs from base 134 to 2743 and encodes 869 amino acids. The record is from RefSeq and is a predicted model, not a curated record.